AUGGGCCAUCUAUCUUCAUUACUGAAAAAGAACUGGAUCCUCUGGAAGAGGAACUUUUUCUGUUCUACUUGUGAAAUUAUUUUACCAUUACUGCUAAUAGUAGCAUUGGGAGGAAUAAGACGCAUUAUACAUAAGACAAAUAUUGAUGAAACUGGGUUUUUACAGCCUAAAUUAGACUGGCUAUCAUCAGAUCCUAAUGUACCAGUGAUGUUAUCUCCUUUUAUCGAUGAAAGAUAAAUAGAAAAUAAUAUUAUGGCCAUAGAUAAGUGGAAUCCAAGGUUGAAUCUCGUUGAAAAUCUUAAGAGUUUGGAUACUGAAACGAGAUUAUCAGUAUUGCCUAAAAUGAAAAAUUGCAUAGACAACUAUAAUUAUGACGAGGAUAGCUAUUGGUUGAACGGACAUGUGGUGCUUGGGCCAAGCCAAGAUCAUAAGAUUGUAAAGGAACUGAAGUAUAUUUUUGAAACCUAUUAUGAUUACAAAACUUUAAUCUUUAAGAACAAUGAUGAUCUUGAUACUUACACUUCAGAUUCAGAUUAUGGAAAAGGGGGAGUUCCUAGUGUAUGUUUUGCUGUGAUGUUUAAUGAAACAGUCGGGAAUAAUAUCUAUGACUAUCAAUUGAGAUUCAAUACUAGUGGAUUAUUUGAUUAUGAAAUCCCUCCAACAAAUGAAAUUGAUGUGGAUCCAGUUAAAUAUCAAGAUUAUGACAAAGCGAAUGCUUAUUGGAAAUCUGGUAUGCUAACAGUGUAGACUUUUGUGGAUAACGUUAUUUUGAGGAUCGAAACUAACAGUUAAGUUUCAAUAACUCCAAAAUUCUCCUAUGUGCAUCAAUAGGAUGGAGUUAAGGAUGAUUUUGCAGAGUUUUUAAGAGGGUAAUUCGGUGUAUAUUUGAUAUUGCCUCUGAUAAUCAUAUAUUUGAGAAUGACCUAUGCGAUGAUCUAUGAAAAGGAGAAAAAGCUAAGGGAAGGUAUGAAGAUGAUGGGGUUGAACAACACUUCAUUCUAUUUAUCAUGGAUUAUCCAGUAUCUCAUAAUCUAUACAAUCAUAUCAAUUCUUGCUACAAUACUGUUAUCGGGCAUUGUAUUUACUCAUACUGAUGGGUUUGUGUUGUUCUUGAAUUAUUGGCUAUUUUGCAUAGUCUUGAUAUUCUAAUCUAUGUUCAUAAGUGUGUUUUUUACAAGAGCAUUGUUCGGAUUGAUCGUAGCAAUCGUUUGGUACUUGUUGAUGUACAUGGUGAUCAGUUUAGUUGGCAGUGGAGAGUAGAUAGUUCCUGAAUCAACCUAUUGGGGAGCCUCAAUAUCUUCUCAUGCAGGAAUGUCCUUUGCUUUUGAUGUUAUGGUAUUGUUUGAAGCUCAAGGGAGAGGUGUUUCGAUGUCAUCUAUAUCUACCAAAGUUGACAACUAUGCAGUUAAUAUUGCUUUGAUAAUGCAUCUCUUGAACAUAUUCUUCUACUUGAUAUUGUCAAUUUAUUUGGAUCUUGUAUUUCCAAAUGAAUGGGGUAAGAAAUUACAUCCGUUAUUUUGCAUUCCCUAUUUUAAUAGAUCAAACAAUAGUGGAUAGUCUAAACAACUGAGGAAGAAGUCAUCCCAAGUCCAUCAAGAAAGAUAUGAGGAAGUCGAGUAGGCUUUGAAAGACUAGGAAAGUAGGUCAGAAGUACUUAAAAUCUCUAAUCUUUCUAAAAUUUAUCCAAGUGGAAAACAAGCAGUGAGUAAUGUGAGUCUGACAAUGUAUGUCGGCUAAAUUUAUGCCUUAUUGGGACACAAUGGUGCAGGUAAGACCACAACCAUUUCUAUGCUGACCGGUCUCUUAGAUAUGACUUCAGGAGAAGCAACAGCAUUUGGAUAUGAUAUUGAAACUUAAAUUGAAGAAAUUAGAUAAUUCAUGGGAGUGUGUCCAUAACAUGAUAUUUUAUUUGAUAAUUUGACAGUCAAAGAACAUUUGGAAAUGUUUGCUACUUUUAAAAGGAAUGAAUCCAAAACGAUAUUCCUGCAGCUGUUAGAAGAAUGA
Molecule: messenger RNA, 2004 nt
Organism: Paramecium tetraurelia
Lineage: Eukaryota; Ciliophora; Oligohymenophorea; Peniculida; Parameciidae
Exons: 6
Biological process (GO): lipid transport; transmembrane transport
Cellular component (GO): intracellular membrane-bounded organelle; membrane
Molecular function (GO): ATP hydrolysis activity; ATP binding; ABC-type transporter activity
Source: RefSeq, a predicted model, not a curated record